AUGUCCGUUUCGGAGUUCUCGUGGAUACUGGAGGCCUUUGCUGGAACUCUGCAGGUGGUAGAGUUGGUGGACGCAGUCUUCUGGGCGAUGUGGGACUUUACUGAUUUCUUCCCGGUACUCCGCUACCUCAGAGAUAAUCUGCACCUACAUUCAUUGAUACUGGAUGGUCUGAGGGUUGGUUGGAAGCACUGCGACGGUACAGGAGAACCCGUAGCCAAGGGAAGAUUCUGGACCGGGGACCAGCAGAUUCGAGCAGGACUCGAUGUCCUCCUGGAAUUCGAUGGCUAUGGUUGGGAUGAUGACGACUCAGAAGUUUGGCGUGAAGAACAUGUCAGACGCGCUGAGUCGAGAGUUCGGGGCAUGGUCUACUCGGAACAUGAGCAUUCAAUGAGCCACGAAGCUUUCCUCGAGUGGAAGGCGGAACAGCAGAGGCAUCUGGACUCAGAUAUAAUGUACUACGAAGAGUGGAAAGCAAACAAGGCGAAGGUGAAGGAGGCGAUGGACAGAGUCGAGGCAGGAGAGUUCAGCACUUGA
Molecule: messenger RNA, 534 nt
Organism: Aureobasidium namibiae CBS 147.97
Lineage: Eukaryota; Fungi; Ascomycota; Dothideomycetes; Dothideales; Saccotheciaceae
Exons: 1
Coding region: 1-534 (177 amino acids)
Source: RefSeq, a predicted model, not a curated record